AUCAUCCAUGCCCUUUGGCCUUACUGCACUUUCAUAAACGAGACGUUUCAUGUUGUUAACAUCUAUAAAAGCUCCUUGCUCCAGUAAAGUAUCCAGCUUGUUGGCCUAAUGGUCUAAAUUAGUCUUGAAACUCCCUCAAAGAUGCUGGAUUUUUAGGUAGACAAUAGAAUUUCGCAAGUUAUGUCAAAUGUCAGUUCUAAGUGACAUGGGUUUAUGUACUGUGUGGGUGGUUCCCUGGUUUUUGAUCAUGGGUGCCAAAGGUUGAACCUUUGUCCGAGUCCGACAUGGAUUGUUCAGACAAGAGCUUGAUUAUCAUGUCUAGAAUGAUAGCCUCAAUCUUACGGUGGAAGACGUUUGCUUUUGUGAUUUUAUGUUACCAUCUUCACUCUCUGAAACAACAGAGCAGAGGGCAGGAAUCGAGAAUCCGACGAUUGAAGUUCGAUUUGAGCAGUUAUCGGUUGAAGGAGAAGCAUAUGGUGGAGCCAGGGCACUUCCAACUUUGUCAAGUUUUACCAUCAAUAAAUUCGAGGCACUACUCGAAUCGCUUAAAAUUUUACCAUCCAAAAGAGGGGAUGUCAAGAUACUCCACAAUGUGAGUGGAAUAGUAAAACCCUCAAGGAUGACACUUCUCCUAGGACCUCCUGGAUCAGGAAUAACUACGUUGCUGCAAUCCCUUGCUGGGAAGACAGACAAGAAUCUAAAGAUAUCAGGAAAAAUUACUUAUUGCGGUCAUGAAUUGCAUGAGUUCAUCCCACAAAGAACAUGUGCUUAUAUAAGUGAGCAUGACCUUCACCAUGGUGAGAUGACUGUAAGAGAGACAUUGGAUUUCUCGGGACUUUGCUUAGGAGUUGGGAUUAGAUACGACUUUUUGGUAGAGAUGUUGCGUCGAGAAAAAAGAGCGGGAAGCAAUCCAGACCCUGAGAAAGAAUCAUUUAUGAAGGGUACAGCAAUGGCAGGACAAGAAAGCAGUCUAGUUACGGAUUAUGUUCUCAAGAUUCUUGAUUUGGACAACUGUGCUGAUAUAAUCGUGGGUAAUGAAAUGAGAAGGGGCAUAUCCGGUGGCCAGAAGAAGCGUGUUACCACAGGAGAAAUGUUGGUUGGACCAGCCAAAGCUCUGUUCAUGGACAAAAUAUCGUCUGGUCUUGAUAGUUCCACAACUUUCCAGAUUGUUCGAUUUAUGAAGCAAAUGGUUCAUAUCAUGAAUGCCACCAUGAUAAUAUCCCUUUUGCAACCUGCCCCAGAAACCUAUGAUCUUUUUGAUGACAUAAUCUUGCUUUCAGAAGGUCAAAUUGUGUACCAAGGUCCACGUGAGAAUGUACUAGAGUUUUUUGAAAUUGUUGGCUUCAAAUGUCCUGAAAGGAAAGGAGUUGCAGAUUUCCUGCAAGAGGUAACUUCAAAAAAUGAUCAAGAGCAGUACUGGUGCAGAGAGAAUAGUCCUUACCGAUAUGUCUCUGUGCCUGAGUUUGUAGAUCAUUUUAAUUCGUUUCACAUUGGUCAAAAACUUAAUGAAGAGUUGAGUUUUUGUUAUGAUAAAUCACGAUGUCAUGCUGAUGCAUUGGUGAAACAAAAAUAUGGGAUUUCAAGAUGGGAAAUCCUCGAAGUAUGCUUUGCGAGAGAGUGGUUAUUAAUGAAGCGUAAUUCUUUUAUUUAUAUAUUCAAGAUGACUCAGAUUACCAUCAUGUCAUUGGUUGCCAUGACAGUGUUCUAUAGAACAGAAAUGAAUCAUGACACAAUAAAAGAUGGAGGAAAAUAUUACGGUGCACUCUUCUUCGGCCUAAGUAAUGUUAUGUUUAAUGGGAUGGCAGAGCUUACUUUGACUAUGUUUGCACUUCCUGUAUUUUUCAAACAAAGGGAUUUACUGUUCUAUCCGGCAUGGGCAUUUGCAUUGCCGAUUUGGCUACUAAGAAUCCCCGUCUCCUUGUUGGAGUCUGGGAUAUGGAUCAUCCUCACUUACCACACUAUUGGGUUUGCUCCUGCUGCUAGCAGGUUUUUCAGACAAUUUUUGGCAUUGUUCGGUGUGCAUCAGAUGGCUCUCUCUCUCUUCCGUUUCAUCGCUGCGGUUGGGCGGACACAAGUCAUGGCAAGCACACUUGGUACCCUAACAUUGCUCCUGGUUCUUGUACUCAGUGGAUUCAUUGUUGCUAAAGAUGACAUUGAAUCAUUCAUGAAAUGGGGCUAUUAUAUUUCUCCUAUGAUGUAUGGACAAAAUGCCAUAGCUAUCAAUGAAUUUCUUGAUGAGAGAUGGAGAAAGCCUAAUCCUGAUCCUGGAAUUCCUGAACCGACAGUUGGAAAGGCACUUCUGAAAAUGAGAGGAAUGUUUGUUGAAGAGUGUUGGUAUUGGAUUUGCAUUGUGGUGCUCUUUGGGUUUAGCCUUCUUUUUAACAUCCUCUUUGUUGUUGCACUGACUUUUUUGAAUCCUAUACGGGAAACUAAAUCUGUUAUUAGGAAUGAGGAUGGGGCAAAGAAGAAAUCAUCCUCGAGUGAACAGCAUGGGAGAAGAGCAAGAGAAUUAAACAUAUCAAUGUCUGCCCCGUUCUUUGAAGUGGUGAAGAACACAGAUGGUUCAACUGUUGCAGUAAAGCAUGCGCCCACUAAAAGAGGAAUGGUGUUGCCCUUCCAACCCUUGUCAAUUUCUUUUAAUCGUGUUAGUUACUACGUUGACAUGCCUGCUGAAAUGAAGAGACAAGGAAUUGGAAAGGAUCGCCUGCCAUUGUUGCGAGAUGUUAGUGGUGCUUUCAGGCCUGGUAUUUUGACUGCACUGGUAGGGGUAAGCGGUGCUGGAAAGACAACUUUAAUGGACGUGCUAGCUGGAAGAAAAACUGAUGGGUACAUCAGAGGAAGCAUCUGGAUCUCUGGCUACCCUAAGAAACAAGCGACAUUUGCUCGUGUUAGCGGCUACUGUGAACAGAAUGACAUCCACUCUCCUAAUGUUACUGUUUAUGAAUCCCUUGUGUACUCCGCCUGGCUUCGUCUUCCUAAGCAAAUUAAGCGCGAAACACUGAAGAUGUUUGUUGAAGAAGUCAUGGAAUUAGUAGAGCUCAAGCUACUACGGAAUUCGUUGGUAGGUCUUCCAGGAGUAGAUGGUUUGUCAACUGAGCAGCGGAAGAGACUUACCAUAGCCGUUGAACUGGUUGCUAAUCCAUCCAUUAUCUUCAUGGAUGAGCCAACAUCAGGACUUGAUGCUAGAGCUGCUGCAAUAGUUAUGCGUACUGUGAGGAAUACCGUAGAUACAGGACGUACUGUUGUCUGCACAAUUCACCAGCCAAGCAUAGAUAUUUUCGAAGCUUUUGAUGAGCUGUUUUUGAUGAAGAGAGGAGGGAAAGUCAUUUAUGCUGGACCCCUGGGGCACCUUUCUCACAAGCUAAUAAAAUACUUCGAAGCUGUCGCUGGGGUUCCCAAGAUAAACAAGGGUUAUAACCCUGCUACUUGGGUGCUGGAAAUUAGCUCUGCUACUGCCGAGGCUCAACUUGGUGUAGAUUUUGCAAAAAUUUAUACAAAUUCUGAACUGUAUCAGAGGAACCGGAGACUUAUUAGAAAGCUAAGCAGUCCAAUACCAGGAUCCAAGGACCUUUGUUUCCCUGCCAAAUAUUCUCAAGACUUCCUCACUCAGUUCAAAGCUUGCUUUUUGAAGCAGCACUGGUCCUAUUGGAAGAACCCCUGGUACAAUACAAUUCGGUUCUUCUUGACAAUCAUUGUCGGAAUUUUCUUUGGAUUAGUUUUCUGGAACAAAGGAGGCGAAAUACAGAAGCAACAAGACGUUACGAAUCUUCUGGGAGCUACUUAUGCUGCUGUCAUCUUCCUUGGAGCCACCAACACUAUGACAGUACAGUCUGUCAUCGCAACUGAAAGAACAGUCUUCUACCGAGAGAGAGCGGCAGGGAUGUACUCAGCAUUGCCUUACGCAUUUGCUCAGGUCGCCAUAGAAGUAAUUUAUGUCGCUUUCCAAACUUUUGUGUAUAGUCUACUGCUUUUCUGGACGAUUGGCUUCCAUUGGCAGCUGCACAAGUUCUUGUGGUUCUACUUCUUCAUAUUAACGAGCUUUGUUUACUUCACACUGUACGGGAUGAUGGUUGUAGCUCUCACUCCAGGCCUACAAAUUGCUGCCAUUGUUAUGUCUUUCUUCAUAACCUUCUGGAGCGUGUUCUCCGGGUUCCUUAUUCCAAGGACGGAAAUGCCGGUAUGGUGUAAGUGGUACUACUGGGGUUCUCCCGUGGCGUGGACAAUCUACGGGCUUGUAACCUCCCAGGUUGGUGACAAACUCUCCCUAAUUGAUGUCCCUGGAGAAGAUCCAAUGUCAGUAAAGCAGUAUCUUGAGACACACAUAGGAUUUAACUACGACUUCCUCGGAAGUGUAGUUGCUGCCCACAUUGGCUUUGUUCUCGUCUUCUUCUUAGGCUUUGCUUAUGGAAUCAAGUUCCUCAACUUCCAAAGGCGAUAAACAAAAGCAUAGAUUGAUCAAUACCAUUCUCUUUUUUCCCGGUUGCUAUUGUGAAGUAGUUCAUACACUGAUACAUAGAGGAGCCAUCAUGUAUUCAUAAGCCUUUAGUUCUUUGUAUGGCCAUUCAUUAUUGUUGUCAAUAAUUGGCUGAUCUCGACUCCCAAUUUUCUAUACAAAAUAUACAAAUACCAACUUACUACCCCGUAACGCUGGAAAUAUCAUUGGAGCGAUGUGGUGCAUUCCCCAUAAGCUUAGCAAGUUGAGCAUCAAA
This is a messenger RNA of Tripterygium wilfordii, 4709 nucleotides long. RefSeq names its product pleiotropic drug resistance protein 2-like. NCBI's taxonomy places the organism in Eukaryota, Viridiplantae, Streptophyta, Magnoliopsida, Celastrales, Celastraceae. Gene Ontology annotation, molecular function: ATP binding; ATP hydrolysis activity; ABC-type transporter activity. Bases 371 to 4438 code for a protein of 1355 amino acids. The record is from RefSeq and is a predicted model, not a curated record. The transcript has 20 exons. Gene Ontology annotation, cellular component: membrane.